AGUGUCCUGGAGAAAAGGGCACUCGUUCCUUCAGUGCAGUUGAGCCUCUACGUGCCUGGCAGUGGUUGCAGCUCAGCUUCUUCACAAUGGUGGGUCCCAAUGGCAACGAAUCCAGUGCCACAUAUUUCAUCCUAAUAGGCCUGCCAGGCUUGGAGGAAGCUCAGUUCUGGCUGGCCUUCCCAUUGUGUUCCCUCUACCUUAUUGCUGUGCUAGGUAACCUGACGAUCAUCUACAUUGUGCGGACGGAGCACAGUCUACAUGAACCCAUGUACAUCUUUCUUUGCAUGCUUUCUGGCCUUGAUGUUCUCAUCUCCACCUCAUCCAUGCCCAAAAUGAUGGCCAUCUUCUGGUUCAACUCCACUACCAUCCAGUUUGAUGCUUGUCUGUUACAGAUGUUUGCCAUCCACUCUUUAUCUGGCAUGGAGUCCACAGUGCUGCUGGCCAUGGCCUUUGACCGCUAUGUGGCCAUCUGCCACCCCCUACGCCAUGCCACUGUGCUAACAUUGCCUCGUGUAACCAAGAUUGGCAUGGCUGCUGUGGUGCGGGGGGUUGCGCUUAUGGCACCCCUGCCUGUCUUCAUCAAAAGGCUACCCUUCUGCCGGUCCAAUAUCCUUUCCCAUUCCUACUGCCUGCACCAAGAUGUCAUGAAGCUGGCCUGUGCUGACAUCCAUGUCAACAUCAUCUAUGGCCUCAUUGUCAUCAUCUCAGCCAUUGGCCUGGACUCACUUCUCAUCUCUUUGUCAUAUCUGCUUAUCCUCAAGACUGUGUUGGGCUUGACACGUGAAGCCCAGGCAAAAGCAUUUGGUACAUGUGUCUCUCAUGUGUGUGCUGUUUUUAUAUUCUAUGUACCAUUCAUUGGCUUGUCUAUGGUGCACCGGUUUGGCAAGCGGCAGGACUCUCUCCUGCCCAUCAUCCUGGCCAACACCUACCUGCUUGUUCCUCCCGUGCUCAACCCUAUUGUCUACGGAGUGAAGACAAAGGAGAUCCGACAGCGCAUCCUUCGUCUUUUUCAUGUGACCACCCACACUUUGGAUCCCUAA
Molecule: messenger RNA, 1040 nt
Organism: Budorcas taxicolor (takin)
Lineage: Eukaryota; Metazoa; Chordata; Mammalia; Artiodactyla; Bovidae
Product: olfactory receptor 51E1
Exons: 2
Coding region: 87-1040 (317 amino acids)
Biological process (GO): G protein-coupled receptor signaling pathway
Cellular component (GO): membrane
Molecular function (GO): G protein-coupled receptor activity; olfactory receptor activity
Source: RefSeq, a predicted model, not a curated record